AACUUAGGAAUUACAUGAACACCCAUUCGUUGCUUGAUUACGUUUUACUUGUUAAGAAAAAUGGAGGUCGUCGGAGGAGAAGUUGAUUAUACUUUUGUUAUUCAGAAAUCUUUGGUACUCUUGUUAUGCGUUGUUCUGUCAUGGAAAAUGAUAGUAUACAUGUGCAAUUUAUUAAAGAUUGAGAAAGAACCUAUAAGGGUUCUGGUCACUGGUGCAGCAGGGAACAUAGGAUAUGCAAUAGCUCCAAUGAUUGCACGAGGUAUGAUGCUAGGUCAAGACCAACCCAUGAUUCUGCAUUUACUUGAUAUAGAACCAGCUUCAAAAUCACUAGAAGCUGUGAAGAUGGAGCUUCAAGAUUCAGCCUUCCCUCUCCUCCACGGCGUCUUCGCGACAACAAAUAUUGACGAAGCAUGUAAAGGUGUGAAUAUCGCAAUAAUGAUCGGCGGAUUCGCAAGAAAAGAAGGCAUGGAAAGAAGAGAUGUGAUGUCAAAAAAUGCGGUGAUAUUUAAAGCUCAAGCUUCAGCUCUAGAGCGAUAUGCAUCAGAUGAUUGCAAGGUUCUCGUUGUAGCAAACCCAGCGAACACAAAUGCCCUGAUUUUAAAAGAGUUUGCACCGUCGAUCCCGGAAGAAAACAUCACUUGCCUGACACGUCUCGAUCAUAACCGAGCUCAAGCUCGCCUCGCAGAGAAGCUAAGUGUUCCCGUCAGCAGCGUGAAGAACGUGAUCGUCUGGGGAAACCACUCUUCAACUCAGUAUCCAGACAGCAAUCAUGCAACGGUCUCUACAAAGACCGGAGAUCAACCGGUGAACGAACUACUUGUCGCUGAUCAGAAAUGGCUGAAGAACGAGUUUAUUACAGAAGUUCAGCAACGUGGUGCAGAGAUUCUAAGGGCACGGAGACAGUCGAGUGCUUUAUCAGCUGCUAGCGCAGCUUGUGACCAUAUUCAUGAUUGGUUUCUUGGAACACCUAAAGGGAAUUGGGUUUCUAUGGGUGUUUGUUCUGAUGGCUCUUACGGUAUACCACCUGGUUUGGUUUACUCGUUUCCGGUUAUCUGCGAGAAAGGGAGUUGGAAGAUCGUACAAGGACUAAAUAUUGACGAGUUCUCCAGAGAGAAAAUGGAUGACUCUGCAAGAGAGCUAGCUGAAGAGAAGGCUUUAGCUUAUUCAUGUCUGAAUGUAUAGACGAAAACUGUUAAAAUAUUACAGUCGUGACACAAAAAAAUGUAGCAACAAAUAAGUUUGUGGUUCUUAAUCUCUUGUAAAAAUGUACGAGAACUUGAAUAAUAAACGCCG
Messenger RNA from Brassica oleracea var. oleracea, 1293 nucleotides. RefSeq names its product malate dehydrogenase, cytoplasmic. Gene Ontology annotation, biological process: oxaloacetate metabolic process; malate metabolic process; tricarboxylic acid cycle. The transcript is spliced from 2 exons. The record is from RefSeq and is a predicted model, not a curated record. Lineage: Eukaryota; Viridiplantae; Streptophyta; Magnoliopsida; Brassicales; Brassicaceae. Gene Ontology annotation, molecular function: L-malate dehydrogenase (NAD+) activity. Bases 61 to 1182 code for a protein of 373 amino acids.